UUCCAUAUCCCCAAUUCCAUCAUCUUCACUGAAAUAAGUCGAAACCCUAGAAUUACAAAAAACAAUAAUAAUCACCAUAUUUAUUCCCUUUUGAAGUUUUCAUAUGAAUAAGUUUCCUUCAAAUUGAAAUAAUAAUUAACAAACUAAUAAAAUGGGAGCAAGUAGAAAGCUUCAAGGUGAGAUCGAUCGAGUUUUAAAGAAAGUUCAAGAAGGAGUUGAUGUUUUUGAUAGCAUUUGGAAUAAGGUAUAUGAUACAGAUAAUGCAAAUCAAAAGGAGAAGUUUGAAGCUGAUUUAAAGAAAGAAAUAAAGAAACUUCAAAGAUAUAGAGACCAGAUUAAGACAUGGAUACAGUCUAGUGAAAUCAAGGAUAAAAAGGUUAGUGCCUCUUAUGAGCAGGCUUUGAUGGAUGCUCGUAAGCUCAUUGAGCGUGAAAUGGAACGGUUCAAGAUUUGUGAAAAGGAAACAAAGACAAAAGCUUUCUCCAAGGAAGGCCUAGGACAGCAGCCUAAAACGGACCCAAAAGAGAAAGCGAAGUCAGAGACUAGAGAUUGGUUAAACAAUACGGUGUCUGAGUUGGAAUCUCAAAUUGAUAGCUUUGAAGCUGAGAUGGAGGGGCUAUCUGUUAAGAAAGGAAAAGCGAGACCUCCAAGACUGACACAUUUAGAGUCAUCAAUUACUCGGCACAAGGCCCAUAUAAUGAAGCUAGAGUUGAUAUUGAGGCUGUUAGAUAAUGAUGAACUGAGUCCUGAACAAGUCAAUGAUGUUAAAGACUUCAUUGACGACUAUGUGGAACGGAACCAGGAAGAUUUUGAUGAAUUUGAGGAUGUUGAUAUGCUAUACAACACCUUGUCACUGGACAUGGUAGAGGCGCUAGAAGAUCUAGUUUCCAUUGUGCCACCGGGCCUCGUCAAGGGUGUUGGUGCUACUGGUGCUGGUCUAACUAUGAAAACUGCUUUGUCUUCACCUCCAGUUCAGUCACCGGUAGCUUCUGUCCCGGAGCAAGUCGAGGAUACAGUAUCCCAGGACAAUAGCUCAGAGCAUGUGCCAAAGACCCCACCUCCAAAAAGUAGUGGAAUCUCAUCUUCUCCUACAACACCAGCUGGCAGCCAUGCAACCCCUGUUGCUGUUGCUGCUUCUUCAAGCCUUCCUGGUUCAAGUUCUGUCAGGGUCGUUGCGGAUAACACAGGCUCCGCCGUUCCUUCCUCUCCCAUAAACAAUGCUAGUAAGGAAGAAGAGGCUGGAGGCUUCCCUGUUCGUAAAUCAUCCCCGGCCCUCAGUGAAGCUGGAUUAAGGAUGGGUAGAGGCAGUUUGACCAGUCAAUCUUCAGCUACUAUUCCCAUUAGUUCAAGCACCAGUAAUAUAUCUACAAAUGGUGUUGCUCCUUCAGUUUCUGAAAUGGCUAAGAGAAACAUAUUAGGGGGUGACGAAAGAGUUGGCAGUAGUCCCAUGGUGAACCCUCCGGUUUCAUCUUUGGGUAACAGAAUGAUGUUACCGCAAAGUGUUAAAACCAGUGAUGGUGCUGAUAAUGGAAAUGGUGGUGAGGCUGGGGGUUUGACUUCACGAGUGUUCUCUCCUUCUGGAGUUCCUGGCAUACAGUGGAGGCCUGGAAGUUCCUUCCAAAGCCAGCAUGAAGGAGGGCAGCUACGUGGGAGAACUGAAAUUGCACCAGAUCAAAGGGAGAAAUUUUUACAACGGUUCCAGCAAGUGCAGCAACAAGGUCAGAGUAAUCUCCUUAGCAUGUCUCCCAAUAAGCAAUUCUCAACUCAGCAGAACCCUCUUCUGCAGCAGUUUAAUUCUCAAAGUUCAACUGUGUUGCCACAAGGUGGGUUAGGUGGAGCGCAGCCAGCAGGUCCAAACACUAUCACCUCUUCACAACAAUCAAAUUCGAUUCAUAUGCAGUCCGGUCAACAGUCACUUAUGUCGACUAGUUCUAAAGAUACUGAAAUUGGUAAUGCAAAAGUUGACGAGAUGGAGCAACAACAAAGCGAUGAUUUACCUUCUGAUUCUGCCCAAAGUGUCGGCCUUACCAAGAAUGCUGCCACUGAAGAAGAUUCAAAGCUGUCCUAUGCAUUAGAUAUGCAGUCUGGCGCAUCGGGGUCCUUGACGGAGUCUGUACAAGCUACACGAGAUGUGGAUCUUUCACCUGGGCAGCCUUUGCAAUCUAAUCAGUCUGCAAGUCUUGGUGUUAUUGGUCGAAGAAGCCUUUCCGAUCUUGGUACAAUUGGAGACAACCUUAGUGGAUUAGCUGUGAGCUUAGGGGGAACUCAUGAUCAGCAAUACAACCUGCAGAUGCUUGAGUCUGCCUUUUACAAACUCCCCCAACCCAGAGACUCCGAACGAACAAAGACUUACACUCCGAGACACCCUGCUGUGACUCCUCAAAGCUAUCCUCAAGUACAGGCUCCAAUUGUCAAUAACCCAGCUUUUUGGGAACGUCUUGGAUCUGAUAACAUUGGCACAGACACUUUAUUUUUUGCAUUCUACUAUCAGCAGAAUGCUUAUCAACAAUAUUUGGCUGCCAAAGAGUUGAAGAAGCAAUCAUGGAGGUACCAUAAAAAGUACAAUACGUGGUUUCAACGACAUGAGGAACCAAAAUUCGCCACCGAUGAUUAUGAACAGGGAACAUACGUGUACUUUGAUUUUCAUAUUGGCAAUGAUGAGAUGCAAAACGGCUGGUGUCAAAGAAUAAAGACGGAUUUCAAAUUCGAGUACAAUUUUCUUGAAGAUGAACUAAUCGUGUAAAUACAUAUGUUUUACACAAAUUCGAACGCAUGGCAGUUGCUGCUGCAAAUUCUGCGUCCCCAUCCCGGUGGUGUUCUCUUAUUUUCACCCUCCAUGUAAACCAUAAAUCAACUUUUAAAAAGAAUGUAACCAUAAACCAUCAUUAGUUUUUUGCUUUAUUUUGUUUGUAGUUUUAUGUAACAUUUUACAAUUGAAAACACCAUUAAGUAUGCCAGUGUUUCUAUAGACAAACUUCAAUUUAUACA
This is a messenger RNA of Erigeron canadensis, 2988 nucleotides long. RefSeq names its product general negative regulator of transcription subunit 3. Gene Ontology annotation, biological process: nuclear-transcribed mRNA poly(A) tail shortening; regulation of DNA-templated transcription. NCBI's taxonomy places the organism in Eukaryota, Viridiplantae, Streptophyta, Magnoliopsida, Asterales, Asteraceae. The record is from RefSeq and is a predicted model, not a curated record. Bases 152 to 2743 code for a protein of 863 amino acids. Gene Ontology annotation, cellular component: P-body; CCR4-NOT core complex; nucleus. The transcript is spliced from 16 exons.